AUGAUUCGUGCUGUUGACUCUGCGGAUGAGGAAGAGGAGCAGGCGGAAGAGGAUUGUCCUGAAUUGGUCCCCAUUGAGGCGAAGCAAAGAGAGGUGAAGGAGGAGGAGGAAAAGUCUGGCCCCGGCGCUAAGAUCCCAGUCACAAUUAUCACCGGGUAUUUAGGUGCCGGGAAGACAACACUUCUUAACUAUAUUUUGACGGAGCAACAUAGUAAAAGAAUAGCAGUGAUUUUAAAUGAAUUUGGGGAAGGAAGUGCAGUGGAGAAAUCCUUAGCUGUCAGCCAAGGUGGAGAACUCUAUGAAGAAUGGCUGGAACUUAGAAACGGUUGCCUCUGCUGUUCUGUAAAGGACAAUGGCCUUAGAGCUAUUGAGAAUUUGAUGGAGAAGAAAGGGAAAUUUGAUUACAUACUGUUAGAGACCACUGGAUUAGCAGAUCCUGGUGCUGUAGCUUCUAUGUUUUGGGUUGAUGCUGAAUUGGGGGUUGAUAUUUAUCUUGAUGGUAUCAUAACUGUUGUGGAUUCAAAAUAUGGAUUAAAACAUUUAGCAGAAGAAAAACCUGAUGGACUUAUCAAUGAAGCUUCUAGGCAAGUUGCUUUGGCAGAUAUAAUCAUCCUCAAUAAAACAGACUUGGUUUCAGAAGAGGAUUUAAACAAGUUAAGAACAACUAUUAGAUCAAUAAAUGGACUGGGAAAAAUUUUAGAAACACAGAGAUCAAGAGUUGACCUUGCAAAAGUAUUAGAUCUUCAUGCCUUUGACAGUCUCUCUGGAAUAAGUUUGCAGAAAAAACUUCAACAUGUGCCAACAACACAACCUCAUCUUGAUCAGAGUAUUAUUACAGUCACAUUUGAAGUACCAGGAAAUGCAGAGGAAGAAAGUCUAAAUGUGUAUAUUCAGAAUCUUCUGUGGGAAAAGAAUGUGAGGAACAGGGAUGACGACUGCAUGGAGGUCAUACGACUGAAGAUUGUGGCUGUUUUGUUAUUCUCCUCUGAGCAGGGGCUAGUGUCAAUCAAAGACAAACCGCAACAAGUGAUUGUCCAGGGUGUCCAUGAACUGUAUGAUCUGGAGGAGACACCAGUGAACUGGGAAGAUGACAGUGAGAGAACAAAUCGAUUGGUCCUUAUUGGCAGGAAUUUAGAUAAGGACAUUCUUAAACAACUAUUUAUAGCUACUGUGACUGAAACAGAAAAGCGAUGGACAACACAUUUCCAAGAGGAUCAAGUUUGUCCAUAACACUAGAAGCAUCACCAAAAGGACUGGAUAAUAAAAGUGAGAAUAAGUUUCCUGUUGGAUGUAUUUCAGGCAUCUAUUUUUUGCGUUACUCUUCUUAUGAAUUACGGUGUAUCCUUUAAAAUA
Molecule: messenger RNA, 1353 nt
Organism: Budorcas taxicolor (takin)
Lineage: Eukaryota; Metazoa; Chordata; Mammalia; Artiodactyla; Bovidae
Product: zinc-regulated GTPase metalloprotein activator 1B
Exons: 15
Coding region: 1-1230 (409 amino acids)
Cellular component (GO): cytoplasm
Source: RefSeq, a predicted model, not a curated record